GGUGCGCGUUAUGAGCUUAAAAGGAACAAUUAUUUAUUAAGUAGUACUCAAAGAAAAUUGAAGUGAUAUCAAAUCAAGUAAAGUUUCUAUAAUUCAAUAUUCGUAUAAUUAUUUGCAUAGUGUUGGUGUGUGGAAGUGAUAUUUUUAACUAGAAGCAUGUGCGGGUGUUUCUCAAAUCCAAUGUGGAACAUUUUAUAAGUGACAUAGUCAGAAACGCAUAUUUGUUAAUUGAUGCAAUACAAGAAAAAAAAAAUUUAAACAAAAAGCUGUCUGUAAAAAUUAAAGAUGAGUGCCAAUGAGUCCUCUAAACCAUGUGUAGCAACAACGUCUGGUGGAGAAGAAAAUGUUGGCACUAUGACUAGCCAACCAACAACAACAACCAGUCAGAUCAUAGACACCAACGAAAUGCAUUCUAACAAAGAUUCUGGUAGCGAUGGUGCCAAACGUGCAGACUGGCCCCAAAGUACUAACGACACCCUCUCGCCAAAUCCUGUUGCUGCUGGACAAGGUCAAAAUACCAACAGUGCUAAACGUGUCAUACGUAAAGUUAUGGUAAUUGAUCCGAAGAAAUUGCAACAAGCUGGCUUAGAUCGUAAAUUAGCAGAGGCGAUCGGAAGGCAAAAGCUCAAGGCGUUGGCUAAGGAGCAAAAGAAAAGUAUACAACACGGAGAACCUAGUAAGCUGUCAGCAAAUGAGCCUUCAGGAAGCCAAUUAACCGGACUUAUGGAAAUAUCACAAGCAGCAACCAUAACAAAAACUACAGAAGGAACGAUAUCAACGAUAAAGACAAAACCGUCGGAACUUACUGCAGCAACAACAGAUAUAACAACUAACACAGAAUCAACUACUUCCAUGGUGAAAACAACAUCAACACCGCCAACUACUACAACACUUUACACAACUAAGAAACUGGAAUCAGUAAAAAAUGUAUUCGUGAAAUCAUCAGCUGUGGAAGUGGCAUCAGAUAAAUUGGGCACAGCAGCAUCCAAUUCACCUGCGCCUGAUAGGAAAGCUUUUAUUACACCGAAAAUAACCAUAACUGGUCCCGUCGAAGAUCCUUCGGUAGUCCGUAUAAUUCCCGAACACCGUUUGCAGAACGUGAAAUAUUUACUACAAUGUAAGAUUUUGAAAAAACAACAACUAGCGGCCCAAGCUCACCAGCCAGUACAGGCUUAUCAGACGGUACAAGCUCAUAAGGCAGUACUAACUCAUCAGGCAACACCUCAAACUUUCCAAACCACUGGUACAACGACGCCAUUGCCUUCUCCAAUGAAGAUUCAAACACCGUUGAUUGCACCCAAAGAGGAAGCAGAAGAAUUCAUAAGCAUUUCCAAGCCAGAGUUACUGAAAAAACCAUCUCCUGCCAAAACUCCACAGGAUAUUGCACGUGUGCUUGACUUUAACUCUGAAGCAACUACGGAUGCCUCAGCUAUUGAGGCAAGUUCAAGUAAAAUGGAGAAAGGUGUUGCUAGCGAUGCUUUGCAUAUAAAAAAUUAUAACCCUUAUGCCCCUAAAGCUUCGCUGGUAAAGGCAGAAACGGUGGGUACGCGAGCUGUUGAUGUUGCGCGUUUAGUUGCACGUAUCGGUAGUGUUACAAUGCGAAAACAUGUCGAUCAGUUCAGCGAUAAAGCUGAGAAUUCUACCAACUCCGCCGUUGAAAUACCGAAAGCAACAAUAAGAUGUAAAAAUGUACCAUUCGAAAUAAAAAAUAAUAAAGUUUCAGUUCGGAAGGAUCAAAGCUCAGCUAAGAAUGCGUCUGCCAGAAAACAACCUCAAGAAAUUAUGCAAAAAACCCCUACGAGCCCAUUAUUUGCGUUGAAGGAUGCUGGAAUAUCUGCGGCGAACAAAACUGUGAAACUUGUUUAUAAAUUACCCUCGAAACAGCCAGUCGAUAACGAAAAUGAUAAACCCGUUAUCGCACCUCCGAAUUUCGGGCAACACAAAGACCAUUUACAAUUCAAAGAUGUACCUGCAUUUUGUACGCUAAAACAACCAUUUUCUGUUGCCACACAUUCGAAAGAUUCGUCUCUCCCCACAAAUAAAACUGUGAAAAUCGUUUAUAAAUCACCAUUGAAACAACCAAUGGAUAAUGAAACUCACAACACAGUUUCCGUAGAUCUGAAUGCUGUGCAACACAAUGAACCUUCACAAUUUAAGGAUUUUCCGAUAUUAACAUCGCUAAAACAACCAUUUUCUGUUGCUACGCAUUCGCAAGAGAUGCCUUUGCCUUCAAAUAGAACUGUAAAAAUCAUGUAUAAAGCAUCACCGAAACAGCCAAUCGAUAACGAAAACGAUAAAACCUACUCCGCAUACACUAAUCCGUCGCAACCUAAUGAGCAUUUACAAUUUAAAGAUUUCCCUGCAUUCUCUCCCCUAAAACAUCCAUUUCCUGUUGUUACACAUUCGCAAGAUUUGCCUUUGCCAACGAUCUCAACAUUCAGAAAUCCGUUUCCGACAUCAUUAAUCAAAGUGGGUCAAAUGGAGCAGUCACAGAAUGAUAACAUAACCACAACACCUAACAAUUUGGAGAAAGUUGAUUAUAUCCCAACAACUACUGAGAAUUCUCCAAAAAGUUUGAUUGUACUGGAGAAUAAAGUAUUAUCACAAGAUGAAAAGAUCGAUCUAACGGCACUAGGUUUGGGAACGCCCAAAAUAGAGCCAACACCAGAAGCGCAAGCAAUGCAAACUGAAGAAACACCUGCAUUGGGAGAUAAUCCAGUUGUGCCAAGCUCCACGACACCGCUGAAAAAUAUGAUUCCCGAGGGAGCUAAAAUUAAUAAUCGUACCAUUUUGUCUAUGGACAAGCUCAAAUUGUCUGCGGGAAAGAUAAAUGAGCUUGUCAAGAUAAUAAAAGCUAACAAAGUUAACUCAAAACACUUUCUUGUUGUUCGAAAAGUGGAAAAUACACAAAAGCCAAAUGAAAAGUUGCAUGAGUUGAGUAAAACAAAAAUUAAUAUUACUAGUAAUCCCAACACGAAGCCAAUGACUGAAACCGUGGCGCAGCCUGUAACAAAUUCCAUAAGCCCUGAUUUCAGUUCGCUUUACACGAGUACUUCUGUACCGCAAAACACAUUGGAGACUCCAAAGAGCCAAAGUCCAAGCAUUCCUGAAGCAUCAGUAUCACAACUAAUAUCCAAUAAUACACAGCCAACCUGUUUAAUUCAAACCCAAAACAAUUUGAUAAACCCGACAUCAACAGUUUCCACUUCAUUAGGAUUGAAAUGUGAACCAUUAACAGAUCAAGACUCUCAAUCUGAUUCAGAAACACAAUUCAAAAAUCCUUUGCCGCCCAUUGCACAAAAAAUGCCUGGUACAGAGCAAUACGGCCGCAAUAAAUCCUCAGUCUAUGUAAUUGAUAGUGGCGAGGAAUCGGAUGCGUCAAUUUCUGCUGUUGAUUUCAUAGCUUCACUGGCAGCUGAAAAUCCCAUUACUGAGGAUAUGAAAUUGGAACUCUCGCCGGAAGAGCUAAAUUUGAAUGCUUCAUUUGCAAUGAAUUUUUCACCUUUGCGUAUACCGAACAGGGAUAGAACUGAGAGUAUAAAAAGUGAAAUAACUGAACAGGAAUUUUUCGAAGACUGUAACGCGCCAAACACUGAGUUAUUACCUGAUACAUUUGAGCCUGAAAUGGUUCCUGAUGACGUUCAAAUCGGCAAGAUCAUCACGAUCAGUGAAGAGAAUAUUCUGAAAGCUGUAGCUGCUUCCAAAAUCAGUGACAAUGAAACACCUACUGAAAUGCAAGAAGUUUUUAAACUCACCAAAAACACUGAUUUUCUGGGCACAAGGGACACAGUUAAAGAAGAAGCGCAAAUAAAUAAUUCAGAAAAUAUGAAUAACCUAGAUAUAAUAGUCACUGACAGCUUAUCUGAAACGGCAGUGGGCCCCAUAAUAGUAAAGAACAUCGAAAUCGGCCACAUCAACAAUUUUGAAGAACCACGACCGAGUCCAGUGAUCGUGAAAGAUUUAAGAGUUGGUGUAACAGCCUGCUUCGGAGAAUUGAGUGAAAGCGAAGGAGUUGCAGUUGGGGGAGCUAAUCUAGAGGGCGAUAAAGUUUUGCCAGUAGAAGGUGGAACAGCAACUAACAGUUUAUUAAAUGUAGAAGAACACCAAAAGAAUGAUGUAAGUAAAUCUGAUGCAAGCAGGUUAUUAGAAGAAACUUCAUCCGCCGUGGAGAUAGAGACGGUUCAAACGCCAUCGGCGGAACUGGAAAUUAAAACCUCAGAAAAUACAGAUUUCAAAGUCUACCUUGCUUCAUCGGCAGACCCUGACACCAGCGUAAGCUUGCAAAGUUUGGAAAAGAGCAUUUGUGAAGAAGCUCCUAAGUCGGACCCACCUUGUGCUCCCACUACUUGCGUGCAGGAGUGCAACGAAAUGAUUAACACACAGAAUACCUCUAAAUUGACGCAAUCGCCAAAUCAAAACCUAUUCGAGUCCCAAAUGGUUCAAAUGGAUAACCAGAAACCUAGCAAACAGUCGAAUGUUGAUGAAACUACUGAGUGUGUUGAAAAGAAGUCUGUCAUAGGAGAAACAUCCAGUGUAGGACCCAAGAGAUUGCCGCGUUUCAAGAAAGGCAAAAUAAAUUUAGUUCAGCGCAAGAAGAUGUCCGGAAAUGCACAACAAACGAAAGACACAAGGUUAUCCGAAAAUAUAAAAGCGGCGGCUGAUGAAAAUAAGGCCGACCAGGAAACUGUUAUAGAAGGGAUCGCUGCAUCUUCUAAGAUAUGCAGUGAAAUCAAUAAAGCAUUUGAAAAGAAAAUUGAAAAAGAUUUACCAAGUAAUGAGGGAGAGUCCAAUGUUGUUUCGUCACCAAUAAAAGAAUCAAUAGUUGAAGUUGAAAAUAACAAUAAUUCAUCUGUGUCCGGUUCAUCGGUAGAAGUUGAAAGAAUUUCAACAACUCCUAUUUGUAACGAAGCUUUUUCGAGGCCAAGUGGCUUAAAGCGUAAAACUGCAGAUAUAACGGAGCUUUUGCAUCCGCCUAAAAUGCCGAAGCGAAAAUCUGCUAAUGCAGAUAUCAAAUCCGAUACUUCAUCAACCGACGAAAAAAUUAAUAAUAUUCUAGUAACUGCACCAAAGACAGAACAAACUGAACUGACAAUUGCCAAAAAUCCUUUCAAGAAACCUAAAAUCGACUUAAAUGUCGAUCAAAAACCAAUAAAGGGAAUUCAGAAUCUUUUGACAAAAUUCCACAAAGAGAAGAAUAUUAUUGAGGAUAAAGUUGUUAAAGAGCAGGCAAUUGGCGAAUACGAAUUGACUAUUGACAAUGUGAGACGUGAAGACACUUUAGCGCAGGCAGUAGAUGUUGGGAAAUCAAUUGGGGAACAUUUAAGAGCUGUGAAGGUAGAGGGUUCAGCAGAAAAUCUAGCGAAGUAUGCUGAAGAAAUUAUACAAACUAUAGAGAAUACUGCCGAACAACCGAAGUCACCCGAAAAUGCUGAGGACGAGACUGAUCGAUUAGGAAACUCACUGAAGCAGGAGGGACAAGUGGGCACAGAACUUGCAGAAAAAAACAUGCUUCACUUUGCAAAAUCUAAUUUUAAAGCCUCGGAUGCUGAUAAACCCGACACGGCUGAAAUUGCUAAAGCUUCAAAAGACUGUGAUAUUGUAAAUGUGACAGAUAAAGAAGAGUUAGAGAAAAAUAUGUCUGAAGAUAAUAAAGAGAGCGAAAAAAUUAAAUCAGAUUUCCUUGGCUUUGACCACAGUUUUCCGGGUACACAUAACAUUGAAAGCAAUCUACAACAGAUACUCACAAUCACCAACAGUGCUGAAAAAACCAAAACUCAAGAAGAAAACUUCAGUACUGCAGAGCGUGAGAGUCCACAUGCAGACACAAGUGAUGGCCCCCAAAAAAGUUGGCUGAAUACUACCAAGACGACGCUCAGCAAAUCGAAGAUGGGGCAGGUGAGAAAGUCAACGAAUCGACGUAGUGUGCCACUAAAGAAACGGUGGGGCGUAUUGCGUAAAUCCGAAGAUGAUAUAGAUAUAGUCGAUGAUACAUCACCGGCGGACGAUGACGACGAAGAUGACGAGAUGAACUAUGCUGGAGCGCAACAAAAUACGACACAACCAAAAGACUCGAGCAGCGAUGCAAAUAAAAAAGCGAUGAAUGUAAAUGAUAUCGGAGAAGGGGAAACCGGAAAAAGUACGUUUUUGGAAUCUACAGCCAAAGAAGAAGCCACAGAUAAUACUAAAAAUGAAAAUGAGAAAUCGAAAGUGAUGGAAGUUGCAGCAGCCUUUACUCCCAGUGGACCAACAAUAGAUUUAACGGCAAUCAAGCGCAAAAGGUAUUCCAGAGAUAUCACAAUUGUUCAAAAUCCACCACAGGAAAGCGUACCUACUUCCGAAAAUAAAAGUUCCAGCGUUUUAGAAACUCCAAAUAAAAAGUUACGUUUGAUGUCUACAGAAAUUGACAGAAAGGAAAGUGAAAAUAGCACCGUUACAAAGGCAACACAGCCAAAAGAACUAUUACAGCAACAACCACAAAACAUUCUGGAGACAAGCAGUACCACCGAUUCACCCAAUACUGCGAACGAACCCGUUACGAACUCAAUUGCUGGGCGAUCAAGUAGUCAUGUCUCGGAGGGUCUCAUAGAAAACAUUGAAGAAGCGCCUAAAAAACCUAAAGUUAAACGAGGGCGUAAACCCAAAGCUAAAAUUGAAUGCAACGAAUCAAUUGACAUAAAACUAAUAAGUGCAGACACGGCAUCGACCCAGACUGCAAAUAAAAGUGGAAAUACGUCGGCCACAGACCGCCCUUCAGAGAAUUUCAAAGCAGAGGGAAACAUUGCUAAAGAAGCUGAAACCGCAACAGAGCAGCCUAAAACUCCAAAAAAGAGGGGAAGGAAGCCAAAAGCAAAAACUGUUGAUACUUCAGAAUCAACCAGCUCAAAAGGUUGCAAAGAAGUUGCAGCUAAUGUUAAGAAAAAAUCUACCCGCGGCAAGUCUAAAGGUAAUGAGUUAAGGCCGUCACUUUCUGGGGUUCUGGUUAAGGAGGAAUUUGUCAGAACGGAUUCUGAGCUAGUUGUGCCAUCGCUAAUUGAAAUGGAAAUUAUUGAAGCAGCCAUUGGGAAAAGCCCUGACGCCAUGCAAGCACAAAGCGAUAAGCAAAAAAUUGCAACAUCUACACCUACAGCUGUGCAGUUACCAGAAGAAGGCGCUAAAAAAUCAAGAAGAAAUCGCAAGUCGUUAGGAGAAAUAGUUGUGAGCUUAGCCAAAACUCAAACCGAAAAUGAAACGAUCAACAAGGAAGAAAGUACACCCGUUGUGCCUAAGAAACGUGGACGCAAGCCAAAAUCACUGACUACGGCACUGCUGAAUGCAACUGAUUCUGAGGUGUGUAAUGGUGUUGCGGAGCCGAAGAAAAGCAUUGUGAGCUUAGCCAAAACUCAAACCGAAAAUGAAACGAUCAACAAGGAAGAAAGUACACCCGUUGUGCCUAAGAAACGUGGACGCAAGCCAAAAUCACUGACUAUGGCACUGCUGAAUGCAACUGAUUCUGAGGUGUGUAAUGGUGUUGCGGAGCCGAAGAAAAGCAUUGAGAGCACAAGCAACAAACUUGGAGAAGAUUUAAAUGCACCGAAUAUGGAUGAAAAAGUUAACGAUUCGUCUGUAAAUGUGAGCCAGGCAGCAGCCGAGCUUGAGACGCCCGUAAAAAUUCCUAAAAAACGUGGCCGUAAACCAAAAGCUUUAUUGGCCACACCUGAAACCCCAGCCGACGAAGAGUCUGCCAAAACUCCUGGGAAACAACAGGGUAGAAAAGUGAAGGUAGUGGAUUUAGAGACGCGCGGCACAUUUAACGAACGUCUAUUGCUGGUAACUAAACGAGCACAGCUCGAUACGGAUGAAGUGCUCACUGUCGAACCGGUGGCAACCAGCUCGAAUACAAGUGCCAUAAGUUGUGGACUCUGUUUACAGCAAAUGGAGCGUGACGCUUGGCUAGAUCACUUGGCAAGCCACUAUGGUGUAGGUUGGAUUGUAGGCGAAAUGACAGCAACUAAUGUUACAAUUCGUAGCGAAGUUUUAAAGGCUAUGACGGCCUUUCUGAAAACCACCGCUGGAGAAUAUCCACUGACCUGUCGCAUGUGCAAGCGCACCUUUCGUUCGGCUUUGGGCACGUUGCAGCACAUUGAGCUUUGUGGCGCGGCAAACACGCGCGCUCCAUGUGAUUACUGUAAUCGAGAUUACUCGAAACUAAGCCUUGCGACUCAUAUGCGAGAUUGCAGCCAAAAAAUGCUGAAUAAAACUGACGACAGUCCUGAGGCUGGCGAUGCAACGACUGAGAUAAAUGAGACAGUUUUAAAUAAUGUGGGGCGAAUGAAACGUGCAUCUGUCCAGAAGGCUGAAAAAAUCUUGAAAGCCAUAGGCAGGGACUCGAAAAGCGCAGGAAUAUUGUCUCUAAAAGAUGCCAAAAAUUACAUUGAGCUUGUUCCCGUCGCGGUACUUGAGAAGAUUUCAGAAAAAUGGUCUUACGACUUAGAAUCGGUGGGGAAAGCCCACUGUCCCGCGCAGAAUUGUGCCUUCGAAUCGCAGGAGCUAAACACACUUCAAGCUCAUUUUGCUAGCUGUGAAUUGAAAGAAAGUUCCAAGCCAAAAGGCGUCUAUAAAUGCCAACUUUGUGUGGGUUCUACAAAAACCUAUCAAAGCGCUAAGCUUGCGACGAAACACGUAUUUCAAAAACAUAAAAACACAGACGAUGCGUCUGAUUUCGAAGCAGAUGUUUCGGAUUGUGGCAUUAAAACGGAUGAUGAGUCCAGUGGUGCAGACGAUGACGUGUCAUCGGGUGUAGAUUCGAAUGAGGAAAGUGUGCGUGGUGAUGGUGGCGAAAGCUCUAAUGAAGGUGGUGAAGUACGCAAAACUGUGCCGAAGAAGAAGUCAAAAAAGAAAAAACCAGUAACUCCGGUAACUCCGGUAACAAACGAUCCGAAUAGUGAAAAAUUAUAUCCGCCGCGUGAUCCUGCUUACUAUCGUAAAGUACCACAAUUGUGGGAAGAAUUCACAUCGCAAAAUUACAGCACGCAACCGCUGUAUACCGACACCAAAGUAAACUACACUAUUUGCGCACGCGCACACUAUGAAAAGUAUCUCCCGCGUUUCAAAUGUUCCAUGAAAUUUAACGUGAAUUCGGACCUAAAGCUCACCAGCAUGAAACCCAAAACACAAUUUGGCAAAGCGGAGAGCUUGGAGUGGUCACAAUUGCAACUAUUGGAGAUGAGCACACAAAAUGGUGAGCAUUUGCUUUUUAUUGGCGAAGCUAUUAAAAUUGUUGGUUGGGUGCCAUUGCCUGCGGACAUUAGCGAACAAUACCUACUUAUUAGCACACGCCGUGAAUAUACCCGCUAUUACGAACCCAAAAUUGGCAAUACAUUACUUUGGCUGUACAAAGUCAUACCCGCUAAAGGAUCAGAGCCGUUUUGCAUGCAGCUGCAUUACGCCAUCAAUAUACCCAAUGGACCCGUGCUUUGUCUGGCGUUUUUGCCUAGCGGUGGCUAUGAUGCGAGUGCAAAUCGUUUGGGCCUAGUAGCUAUUGGCACGCCAACAAGCACGAUUAGAGUUUAUGCAUUACCUUUGAUUGUGGAGAAACAAGCUGCCACGACUGCACCAUCAGUUUCAGAAAAGUCGGCGCACAUAUUACAGAAUUUGACUGUGAUUGAUUUGCAACCAGUUUGGCUGCUCGCAUUGGAUAUAACUAAGAACGACUUGAGCGCACAUCCCUUUGUGAACACACAAUGCACGGCACUUUGCUGGUCGGAGUUUUCCGAACACAUGCACAUUUUCGCGGGUUAUGCAAACGGUUGUAUCAGCUACUGGGAUAUUUCUAGUGAUAUGAAUCUGAAUCGCACCGUCAUCGACGGAGUGCCACAUUUUGUGCCAAUGAAUUUCUUUUAUACGCGCGAGAAGAAAGUUGGAGCUAUGGCGCUGCAUUAUGACCCCUCAGGUGUGCGCGUGCUUGCCGUUGCCGUCAGCUGGCGAUUGCUGUUGUUCUAUGACUUGCAACUGUUCGUGCGCCCUAUGUUGCUAAAAGAAGAAAUGACAAGAAAUGAGGUGACGGAUUUGGAGUGGUCACCGAUUUGGCAAACUUUGGCUGUCGCUGUUUCCGAUUCCUUACCCAAUAACGGUCGUUGCACAUACGCCGUGAGUCCUACGAAUAUAGGUUUCAAAAACGAGUCAAUUGAUAAAAUGCUUGGCGCAGUCACUAAAAUUCAUUACAAUCCCUUGCAACCUUUGUUGGCUAAUGCGACCGAAAAUGGGGACGUAGUAAUAUUGGAUAUACGCGAAAUGCAUUUGAAGGAAAUAAUGCGUGAUUCACAACGAAAUUGUCGCGCUGUUGCAAUAAUGGAUGUGAAAUGUUUGAAUGGUAAGGAUAUACCCAGGUUGGAUCAGAAAGCAAUGCCGCCAGGCUGGAAGUUCUUCGAUGAUACUUAUAGAGAGAAAUAUGGUGUGGUGUUUGGGCCGGUGACAAAGGUUGAUAAAAUACAUAAACCGCAAUAUCUUAGCGACCAACGUCGACCGCCACUACAUUUAAUUCCCUGUACGCGAAUAAAUGGUUUGCGUUGCAAUUUAAACACGCACGGGGGAAAUUUGCUCGCUCUCGGCUAUGAAAACGGUUUUGUGCGUAUAUUCAAAGCCGAAAGGAAAUCAUUCCAAUAAAAUUGUAUGAAUUUCAAGUCUAGUUUGAAAUGGGAACUGGAAAAUACAAUUCAUUAAAAAAAUGUUGUUUUUCUUGUGUUGUAGCAGCAUAAACAUUCCCCAUGCUGCUGAAGUGACAGUCCUUGGUCGGUUAUAAACCCGUGUCUUUCCAUUUACAUAAAACCGGCUGUCGUGGAGGCGAUUAAUAAAAUGUAAUAAUAUUUAGUUGUAAAUAGGCUUCAUGUAUGAAUAUAUAUAAAAUAUAUAAAUAUAAAGUAUUUUUAGUCAUUUAUGUUGAAAACUUCUCUUUUCCCUGCGUUUUUUUAUUUUUAGUUUAGUUUUCCUCCGAGAAAACUAGUCAUUACAGUUACUAUGAAACUAAGAAGAAUUUAUUGUAAACGCUGGUUCAUUAAUUAGUAUUAGUUAGUAUAGCAAUAACUUUUUAGAUAUUAACAGGUGAAGAACUUCACAUGUAUGUCUUAAGUGAAAUGUUUCAGUCAUAGUCAUAAAUUUAAGAAUUAUAUGCAUAAUUUUAAGAUUCUUUGAAAUAUUGUUUAAGUCUAGACUACUACUACUUUAUUAAACAAAUACUCAUUGCAGUUGGAUCGAGAUCAACGACUACCUUCUAACCUUAAAAAGCUGAAUUUUUUUAAAUAUGCCGAUCUUGCGAAAAUAUAGCUAUAUCUGAAAUAUAUCACAUCUCGCGAGGUUAAAAUUAUUUGCAUAGACGUUUGGGCGGCUGAAAACAGAAUAUCUUCUUUAUGGGAGGUGGCUGCAGUUGUAGGCGUAAUUUCGUAUUUUUUUAGAUAACUUCGAAACAAAAAUAAAUGCAAUGAAUCUACGGAACUAUAAGAAGUAGUUUAUAGACUUAAGUGUGCGGUGCCAAGCAUCUUUUAACUACAUUUUUAUAUAAACGUAUUGUGUCUUUGAAUCAUAUUAAACAAAUGCUCUUAAAAAAAAUUAUUGUCAUUAACCAGAAAUAGUUUUGCUAAUUUUUAAUUUUGAGUUUUGAGUUAUAUGCACACAAAGUUUCAUUCAAAUAUAUGAAUUUUUAUUACUUUUUUCGUUGCGUACGCUAACAGACGCGCAGGGAAAUAAAUUUCUAUUCUAAGGGAGCGGGCGUGUUUUUCGGGCGAUUUUAGAAGUUUUUAGUAAAAAAUAGGCCUUAGUAAAAGAAGAUUCGACGAGUUUGAUAAAAUGGUUUUACAGUAAUUACUAAAAUAUCGCAUAUUUUGCAUGUUUGAGAAUCACCGUUAUGAGGAAGGUAGCUGUUUGUGGUUAUUAUAUGGGAAUAACUCUAUUGAUCUCGAUCCUGUUAUUCAACAUUCAUAUAUUCACAUAAUUCAUAUAUAAAAACCACAUACAUACAUACACACAUUCACACAUACGUACUUAUGCAUAAUUUAAAUUUACCUCCUGAUAUUUAGUUGACCGACAGGUAUGAAAAAAUUCAUAUUUUCUGUUACACAUUAAAUUAUUAAUUUAUUUCCUGAAUACUUUCUAAUCCAGCGUUAAACUUAGUUUAUAUAUUGAAUUAUUUUAUGUGUAGCUUAGAAGAAAAACCUAAAG
Molecule: messenger RNA, 12189 nt
Organism: Anastrepha obliqua
Lineage: Eukaryota; Metazoa; Arthropoda; Insecta; Diptera; Tephritidae
Exons: 12
Coding region: 286-10641 (3451 amino acids)
Biological process (GO): transcription by RNA polymerase III
Cellular component (GO): transcription factor TFIIIC complex
Molecular function (GO): protein binding
Source: RefSeq, a predicted model, not a curated record